CUUAAGUACAUGAAACACUUGCAACAACAAAAAAGUUAAAGAUAUGGGUGCUAAAUGGAAUUCAAUGAUUAUAAUGGUGUUUGUGGUGACAAUGGUUAUAGCAAUGGAAAAUGUCAAUGGAGAGACGAAAGCUCAAUGCCAUGAAGAUUGCAUUCUAGGUUGUGCCACCACAGGAAGAAUUCCGAUCACGUGCCUUCAGAAUUGUUACCGUCGAUGUCCCGGCAAACCUCGUCGUACAUUAGGUAACCAUUUUUCAGAAGGUAAAAACAAACAAACAAUCUAACAAUUUUGGAAAUAUGUCAAAGAAAAUCUAUUUUAAUGAUUAUUGAGAUUUUUACUAACUAUAUAAAAUAUAUUCCCCUUUGUAUAAAUAAAUUUGAAGUAAGUUUGACUAGUGUAAUAAUAAUAAUAGAUUAACAAUGGAAUGUUCAAAUGAUUGAACGGUAUGCUAAUGUUUCGAAAAUGUGGUGAAAAAUAAAAUAGCAACAUAACGUUUUGAAAUAGUAAAAUUUUGAGAUAUAUUUCGGUAAUAAAGUGUUUUAAAUCUUAGAAACAUCAUUGUCACUGUUUAGGUAUACAUAUAGUCCUGAAAAUAUUAUUUUUUAAAUUAAACUCAAGAGAUUAUUUGGAAAAACUAAAGGUUAAAAUAAUCGAUGGUUCUAAUUUGUAUAGUGGAAGCGCAGAAAUAGAAGAGACGAUGAGUCAUGAAUCAGUGUUGGACUCUUGGGACUUUUAAACUAGCUCUUCUUCUACUUUUGUAUCCUCCUUAUGUAAUAUGAUCAUUGUAAAUUUGUAACGCUAUUAAAUAAAAUAAAAUAAAAUUUGUCCCAUGUUAUAAA
Messenger RNA from Arabidopsis thaliana (thale cress), 839 nucleotides. Its product is annotated as Plant thionin family protein. The coding region runs from base 44 to 283 and encodes 79 amino acids. The record is from RefSeq and is marked reviewed. The transcript has a single exon. Lineage: Eukaryota; Viridiplantae; Streptophyta; Magnoliopsida; Brassicales; Brassicaceae.